Bufo bufo (common toad) is the source of this 1329-nucleotide messenger RNA. Its product is annotated as oocyte zinc finger protein XlCOF7.1-like. The record is from RefSeq and is a predicted model, not a curated record. Gene Ontology annotation, molecular function: DNA-binding transcription factor activity, RNA polymerase II-specific; RNA polymerase II cis-regulatory region sequence-specific DNA binding. The transcript has 3 exons. The annotation marks the transcript as partial. Lineage: Eukaryota; Metazoa; Chordata; Amphibia; Anura; Bufonidae. Gene Ontology annotation, biological process: regulation of transcription by RNA polymerase II.
AUGUCUGCAAAUUCUGAAUAUGAGAAUGAUUUUGAAAAUAAUGCUAAUCUUUCUGUGCACAAUAAAAUUCAGAAAGAUGAACGGUCAUGUUCUGAAAGAGAGAAAACUUUUAAUGUGCUAUCAAGUGUUGCUGAAAAUCAGACAAAUGACUCAGGAGAGAAGCCAUAUUCAUGUUCAGAAUGUGGAAAGUGUUUUUGUCAGAAAUCACAUCUUGUUGAACAUCAUAAAACUCACACAGGAGAGAAGCCAUUUUCAUGUUCGGAAUGUGGGAAAUGUUAUAGUAAUAAAUCAAGUCUUCUGAGACAUCAGAGAAUUCACACAGGAGAGAAGCCAUAUUCAUGUUCAGAAUGUGGGAAAUGUUUUAGUCGGAAAUCACAUCUUGUUGAACAUCAUAAAACUCACACAGGAGAGAAGCCAUUUUCAUGUUCGGAAUGUGGGAAAUGUUAUAGUAAUAAAUCAAGUCUUCUGAGACAUCAGAGAAUUCACACAGGAGAGAAGCCAUAUUCAUGUUCAGAAUGUGGGAAAUGUUUUAGUCAGAAAUUUAAUCUUGUUCAACAUCAGAAAACUCACACAGGAGAAAAGCCAUUUUCAUGUUCGGAAUGUGGGAAGAGGUUUAAGAGUCAACCAAGUUUUGUGAUACAUCAGAGAAUUCAUACAGGAGAGAAUCCAUAUUCAUGUUCAGAAUGUGGAAAGUGUUUUCGUCAGAAACCACAUCUUUUGAGACAUCAGAAAAUUCACACAGGGGAGAAGCCAUUUUCAUGUUCGGAAUGUGGGAAAUGUUUUAGUAACAAAUCAAUUCUUGAGGUACAUCAGAGAAUUCACACCGGGGUUAAGCCAUUUUCAUGCCCUGAAUGUGGGAAAUAUUUUAAUCAUAAAUCAGAUCUUGUGAAUCAUCAGAGAAUUCACACCGGAGAGAAGCCAUUUUCUUGUCCCGAAUGUGAGAAGUGUUUUAAUAACAAAUCAAGUCUUGUGCAACAUCAGAGAAUUCACACCGGAGAGAAGCCAUUUUCUUGUCCCGAAUGUGAGAAGUGUUUUAAUAACAAAUUAAGUCUUGUGCAACAUCAGAGAAUUCACACCGGAGAGAAGCCAUUUUCAUGUCAUGAAUGUGGGAAAUAUUUUAGUAUUAAAUCACAUUUUGUGCAACAUCAAAGAAUUCACACAGGAGAGAAGCCAUUUUCUUGUCCUGAAUGUGAGAAGUGUUUUAAUUACAAAUCAAGUUUUGUGCAACAUCAGAGAAUUCACACCGGAGAGAAGCCAUUUUCUUGUCCCGAAUGUGAGAAGUGUUUUAAUAACAAAUCAAGUCUUGUGCAACAUCAGAGAAUUCACACC